This is a messenger RNA of Cylicocyclus nassatus, 1876 nucleotides long. Lineage: Eukaryota; Metazoa; Nematoda; Chromadorea; Rhabditida; Strongylidae. The record is from the annotation of a GenBank genome assembly.
CCCUGUAGGCGCAGAGGACGCUACCUUCUCCGCGUAGUUUGCAGUGUUUGUGCGACUGCAGACGUGUGUCCGUCUGGUAAUACCGCUGCAUAAUUAAAAGUUGUCGAGGUGCCGCAGUUCCACAUCGUACAGUAUGAGCGCUGCCCGAGUUUUGAGCUUUGUGGUUGUAUUUCUUCUGUUGAAGUCUUCCGAAACUUUGGACAAGGAUAUGUCCCAUCUCGAAAUGGCAGCUCAGCGGGUAAGUGAAAUGAUCCACCGAUUGGAUUCUAUAAUCUUGCUAACCUACAUUUCUGUGCUCGUUAUUAUUGUGCUUACUUCAUGGUUAUUCAAACAUUAUCGGUUCAUGUUUGUGCACGAAACUGGUCUCACACUUUUCUACGGACUGUUAAUUGGUUUCGUGAUUCGUUAUUUUGAUAUCGGUUUGUUGCAUUCGCAAACCUUAGACGUCGUUUUGAAGGACAGCAGAGUGGUUGAGGAACCACCAGACUAUCUGAGGUUCGAGGUGAAACCAGAAGGUGCCCCAAAAGUAUCCUUUCAUUACGAAUUGAUGGAAGGAUUUUAUGCGGACAAGAAAAAACACAACGAGCAGAAAAUUGAGCAAAAAAGUGCUUUCUCGCCCGAAAUAUUUUUUAACAUCAUGCUGCCUCCAAUAAUCUUCAACGCGGGUUACAGUCUCAAAAAGCGGCAUUUUUUUCGAAAUAUAGGAAGUAUUCUUGCUUUCGUUUUUGUUGGAACGACUGUGUCCUGUUUUGCUACUGGCGCGCUCAUGUACGUCUUCACCGGUAUAUUUGGCAUGGGUUUUUCUUUCCAAGAGCUGUUGUUUUUUGGUGCAGUUAUUUCUGCUACUGAUCCAGUCACGGUUAUCUCGAUUUUCACCGAGAUGAAUGUUGAAGCAGAUCUUUUUGCGCUAGUAUUUGGUGAGAGUGCCCUCAAUGAUGCUGUUGCCAUUGUCCUAUCCACCACUAUCGAUGCUUUUUCCGUCGCGGACGAGGUCGGAACCAAUGAAAUCCUUCGCGCUCUUGGAAAAUUCGCUUACGUUUUCUUUGGUUCGCUUCUAUUGGGAUCAGUGCUAGGAUGCAUAAAUGCCCUAAUCACUAAAAUGACCGCAAUUUCCGAGCAUCCUCUCCUGGAAAGCAGUUUGUUCAUCCUGGUUUCCUAUAUUUCGUUCUUACUAGGUGAAGUUGUCGGACUGACCGGAAUUGUCUCAGUUUUAUUUUGCGGAAUUUCGCAAGCCCACUACACGUACAACAAUCUUUCGGAAGAGUCGCAGCGCACGACGAAGCAGUUCUUCCAUAUGAUCUCGUUUGUUUUGGAGAGCUUUAUCUUUUGCUAUAUAGGAGUCAGUGUGUUUGUGGCAAAUAAUCAAAAAUGGAAUCUUGGAUUUCUCUUCUUUGCAUUGGUAUCUAUCACUGCUGCUCGUGCUCUUUUUGUGUAUCCGCUGACUUUUGUCUUGAAUCUUCGUCGACGGCCUCGCAUUCCGCGCUCGUACCAACAUAUGCUAUUAUUUGCCGGAUUACGCGGUGCCAUGGCGUUCGCAUUGGCUGAUCGAAACACGGCCACUGACAGCCGACAGGUAAUCUGCUCCACAACUGCUGCUAUAGUCAUGGUUACCGUCUUCUUCAAUGGAGGCAUGACAUCGUGGAUGAUCGACUAUCUUGGAAUCAAGCAUGGUCCAUCAAUCGAUCGUCCUUCGGAUGCAGGCAAUGAGGUAAUCAGUUUUUCCCAAAUAUUGCUGCUUAAUUUGUGGAGCUGCCAAAGUGCAAAUGUUCCUUCUGAUGAUUCUAGUCCUUCUGCUUCUGUGAGUGUUGGAAAUCCAUGGGAGGCAGCCAACAUGAACGAUAGGUUGAUAAAUGUGGAUCCAUCCUUCCUCGUUUGA